Messenger RNA from Ciona intestinalis (vase tunicate), 1851 nucleotides. RefSeq names its product epoxide hydrolase 4-like. The record is from RefSeq and is a predicted model, not a curated record. Gene Ontology annotation, molecular function: catalytic activity. NCBI's taxonomy places the organism in Eukaryota, Metazoa, Chordata, Ascidiacea, Phlebobranchia, Cionidae.
UUCUAUUUGCCACGUUACUCCUUUUGCUGCUUGCAAGUAAAGUACUGUAAAGUACAUUUCAGCAGAAAAGAAUCAUGAGCAACAGGCUCUUAGACAUUUUUCUUGGUCUGUGCUAUUAUGCGGUUGGUUGUUUCUGGGCUAGCAUUGUGGUCCCAGUGGUCACCGUUUACACCCUAUUAGGGGGAAAACAACGAGUUAACAAGUUUUUUACGAAGGGAGAUCAUUCUAAAUUACCCGAAGUCGCCAGCUGUGUCAAGGUUAAUCAUGAUUUCAUUCAAACUGAAUCUGGAAACAAAUUUCAUUAUGUUCACCUUGGAGAAAAAGAUAAACCGCUGAUGAUCAUUCUUCAUGGAUUCCCGGACUGUUGGUAUACAUGGAGGCACAUGAUGAAGCAGUAUAGUGAUCGGUAUUAUGUUGUUCUAUUUGAGAUGAGAGGAUAUGGUGAUUCUUGCAAACCGGAAGGAAUUAAUAAGUAUCACAUGGAUUAUUUGGUAAACGACGUUGCUGAAAUAAUUGAAGCACUUGGCUACCCUCGUGCUACAUUAGUUGCGCAUGACUGGGGUGGUGCCAUUGCUUGGGAAGUACCAAAAUACUUUCCUCAUCUUGUUGAUAAAGUGGUCAUCAUGAAUGCUCCAGUUUUCAGUGCAUUAGUAAAAUGCUUGUCUCAGAAUCCCAUCCAGUUCUUAAAGAGCUGGUACAUAUUCUUGUUCCAAAUCCCUUGGAUUCCAGAGCUCUUGAUAAAGUCUAAUGAUUAUGGUGUCUUGAAAGAUACACAGAAGAACCUGACUUCUGAAGAGGUGAAUGUUUUUAAGCAUUGUGUUGGAAGGAACAUCACGUAUCCGAUCAACUACUACAGAGGAAGAAAUCCUAUUUACCAAGGCUUAGGACUUCCACAGAAGUGUAAGCAAGUAACACAACCUCUUCUCCUAAUAUGGGGUGAUAAGGAUACAGCCUUGGAUAAAAUACUGGUCCCAUAUUGUAAGGAGCAUGCAACCAACAUGAAAGUUUGCAUGGUAGAAGGAGCAACACAUUGGGUAAUGCAGGAUGAACCAGAUAUAGUUUAUAAUGAGAUGGACAAGUUUCUGAAUAUUUAAACCUUGUUGUGUGCUUACGUACUGCAUGUGUGAUUUAGUUAAUGGCAGAUCUUUUUGCUUCUUUGUUUAGUGCGGUCAUUCUGCAUGGUGUAAGUGCAAUACACACACAUUUAGUAUAUAAGCAUUAUACAUUGUUAUGUUAUAUUUAAUUUUCAAUGAUUUUAAUCUUGUUGCAUAAUUGUACGAUGUAGCUAUGCUAUGCAGAAAACAAUAUUGUUUUUUACUCGACUAAGCAAUUUAGACUUAGUUUAAAAGAUGUUAUAUGGAGAUUUCAUUUUGCUUUAAAUCGUAUUUGCAUCAAAGAUUGCUUGAAUUUCAUUCAAUAAUGUCUCAUAAUGUUUUAUUUUUUCCGAAUAGUUAAAUAACAGAAAUGUUAAGAUUGCGGUUUUUGUUGUAGCCAGAUAUAAAUUUGUGAAGCACAAAAAUAACUAUAAAUGGUAAUUUGUUGUAAAAUAAUAUUACCCUGAUAUCUUUGGACUCAAACUUUUCUAUACAUUUUACCCUAAAAAUUUUCUUAAAAAGUCUAUUAGAAGUUCGGUAGAAAAACAUAGGAAACAAGAUGAUGGUAUUUCUUAGUUGCGAAUAUUAUAUAUAUUUUAUAUUUAACAAAGUAUAGUUACUUAUCUUAGUUCGAUUAAGAAAUGGAAUGAUAAUUUCACGUUCCCCGUAAAACUGUUAAUGAGUAAAACUGUUAUGGACUUGCGAAAAAUUAAUUUGUUGGACAAUGUUUAUAAUAUCUAUAUUAAACGAGACUAUU